Myotis davidii is the source of this 662-nucleotide messenger RNA. Its product is annotated as HRAS-like suppressor 3. Gene Ontology annotation, cellular component: cytoplasm. Gene Ontology annotation, molecular function: A2-type glycerophospholipase activity; glycerophospholipid phospholipase A1 activity. Gene Ontology annotation, biological process: N-acylphosphatidylethanolamine metabolic process. Bases 63 to 626 code for a protein of 187 amino acids. NCBI's taxonomy places the organism in Eukaryota, Metazoa, Chordata, Mammalia, Chiroptera, Vespertilionidae. The transcript is spliced from 6 exons. The record is from RefSeq and is a predicted model, not a curated record.
GUCCACUGGGGUAUAAGACCUGUUGCCCUAGAAGCAGAAAGCAGACCCUGCCCUGGUGAACAAUGGCUUCGCCACUGGACAAGGGUGGACACCAUCCUCAGCUCCACGCAGGAACAAGCAGAGGCACGGAGUGGGCGCCCGGAUUACAGAACUCACAGGCUGAACCGAAACCUGGAGACCUGAUUGAGAUUUUCCGCUUGGCCUAUGAGCACUGGGCCCUCUAUGUGGGGGAUGGCUACGUGGUGCACCUGGGUCCUCCAGGUGACAUCACGGGAGCUGCGUUGGCCAACAUCAUGUCCUCCGGGACCGGGAGGGCCAUAGUGAAGAAGGAGCGGCUGUCCGUGGUGGCCGGGAAAGACAAGUACCGUGUCAAUAACAAGCAUGACCGGAAGUACUCUCCGAGGCCUCCCAGGAAAAUUGUGCAGCGGGCGGAGGAGCUGGUGGGGCGGGAGAUGCUCUACAAUCUGACCAGCGACAACUGUGAGCACUUCGUGAAUGAGCUGCGCUACGGAGUCUCCCGCAGCGACCAGGUCACUGAAGCGAUCAUGAAAGGUAGCAUGUUUACAGGCGUCCUCGGCAUGGGCUUGGCCAUGAUCGGGGCCCUCAUGACGGUCCAGCGGAACUGAGAAAUUGAGGAAGGGGCAGGGAAUGGAGGGAAACAU